GCUUAUAAAUAAUAUACAUCCUUUCUUAGUGGCAUGGACCCACUUGUUUUCUGUACAAUAUGUGGUGUGGCAAGUUCAGCAGCUGGUUACAUGUUGGGAUGUGCAUUGUAUGGAGUGGUAUGGCAAUGGAUGAAUAAAGAUCUGGCUCAGAAAAUGAAGGAGGUGAGAUGUAUUUUCUACUGCAAUAAUAUGCCCCUGUGGUGUUCCAAUUGUAGGCAAUACAGUAUUCAAGAAGCUGAAAAUAUAGAACAUAUUAUUAUUAUAGGGAUUUGUAGAUGGAAAUUGCGAGUGUGUGUUACACAUGGUUAGAGAAUUUUAGAUCUUGGGUGUGUUUCUAAAUGACCAGGGUGUGCACAUGUCAAUUACCUUGAAUAGCCAAAUUCACGGUUCUACAACAACAGACAAUGCCUGUGGUUGUUCUAUGCUUUGCAACCAAAUACAAGGCGAGCAUACGCUCAUAUUGCGCACUGACAUUAAAAUAUUAAGUUAUUUCAGAACUCUUGGGGGUAUUUAAAACCACUUUAACACCAUACGGUUCCCAUUAUCCAUCAAAACAUCACAGAUCACUUUUGCCAAUUUCAACAACAACAGUAGAUUUUACAAACCUUACGACGUAAAUAGGAAGAAAUUCUGUCUGUUGUAAGUAGCACCACCUUAUUUUAUGAACCUAUACACGGCCUUAUAUAAAUAAUGAAGCCGCGUUCAUUUUAUGUAGCCGUGUUUAUUUUAUCUAGCCGUGUUUUUCCAUUUUUGACCGCGAUAACACGGCCAACACGGCCCUCUAGCUAAGACCCUGCUAACCAUGGGCAGUUACGAAAAAUGCAAAAGUUGCAUUUUUUGCAAUUUCUCCUGGUAAAAAACAACCAGUUCUAUCGAGAUGCCCAAGAUCCUGAUAUUUACCCAUAUAUUAUUAUAGAUAUUUAUUAAUAUAUUCUUCAGUGUUGUUCUUGAAUAAAUUGUCCAAACUUUAUUAAUAUGUUUUGUUUCACUUUCACAGUCAUUUGCUGUGGGUCAAUUAUGUUAGAACUAAUUCUCGUCAUUAUAAACUCUCGUUGUGUCAAUUCUCCCACUGACAGUAAUUUCCACUAGUCACUACAUAUAAUUUUGUUAUAAACUUUAAUCUUUUACCGUGUAAAAUGUACCCUGGUUCCAGAGGCUCUUUGCGAGGUGAAAGAAACGAGAGACGAGAAUUAAGGUAUCAUCGGUUGCAAAUCCCACGUCCACACUUGCUUAGGUUCAGAAUUUGAAUCUUGCAUGUGAUUGGCCAUUAGUAAAAAUAUGUCAAACCGGUUUGGGAAAUAAACAUUACUGUAAGCUAAUUAUUUCCCAAACCGGUUUGAUAUAUUUUUACAAAUGGCCAAUCACAUGCGAGAUUCAAAUUCUGAACCUAAUCAAGUGUGGAAGUGGGAUUUGCAACCGAUGUGACCAGAGGCUCUUCCUUCUCGCCUCUCGUUUCUUUCGCCUCGCAAAGAGCCUCUGGAACCAGGACGUGUAAAAUGUUGAUAUCUACAACAAUACAAUUUUCUUACUCAGUUAAUUUAACUUUAAUUACUCUGAGUAACUAACAGUUGCCUGUAUUUGUAAUUUAGUUACUCUAACACAACAGGUAAACUUCUUUUGAAACGUUUUUGGUAAUAAAGAUGAAUUGUUGUUAUUGUUAUCAAAACAAGUGUUUUUGCUGAAAUUGCAAAACAUUUCAGGAAUAGUGAAAGUGCAAAGUUUGAAACAAUUUACGUAAAACAACGGAAGUUAUACACACAGAAUGAAGCGAAAACCCUAUUAGAUUUCUGUUGUUGCAGCGAAGCUUCCUGUGUGCAUGUGUAGCUUCUGCCAUUUUGACCUGAGAGAUAAAAUUGAAAAUUAACUGACGUGUGUACAACCAUGAAACUUGUUUAAAUAUGUUAACAAACAAAUACCAACACUACUGUAUGGUAUAAUAAUUUUUAUGGUAAUUGUACAAGAAUCUUUCCUCUUCAAAAUAUUUUAGAGAGAAGCAGAUUUUUUUCAAAGACUUGAAAGUCAUCGAACUGAUGCAUUUAGUAAAUUUGAAGACGAUUUUUAUGGCGAAAGUAUAAAGACAUUAAGUGAUUACCGCCAGUGGGUUCGUCAGAUGCAGAGAAAAAAACGAGAGGAAGAAAAAUAUGGUAAAACACUCGUACAGAAUAAAGAAAAUGAAACAAGUUGAACAUUAUAGAAGAUCUUCAAAUAACAGAUAUUUCUUGUGUCUUAUUCACAUGGGACUGUGCCUUAAAGCAGCAAAAAAGUAAAAAAGAACAGAAAUGUUUUAUCACCUUUAAGAACUUUUGUGUGUUGUACCAAAGGGAUGUUUUAUGACAAAACCUCUAAUCAGUUAACAUUAGUUUGCACUAAGAACGUUAAUGGAAAGAGUUUUUUCUAUCAUAUAAUGGAAAGAGUUUUUCUAUCAUAAAAUGUGCAAGGUUUUAUAUUUGGUUGGAAGAACAGUGUUGGGGGUGGAAGCGAAAUAAUGAAUAGCAGGAAAAAUGAAUAUUUGAAUUUAGAAAAUCUUGAAUAAUGCUUUUAUAACCGAAUAAUGACGAAUAAUUAAUAAAUAUCUUCUUAAAUACAGAGCAAUUCGAAAUAUCUAAAAUGAAUAGCUCAGUCACAAUUAUUCCGCUCCCUCUUCACAUCGCCCCAAGUGGGGGUCAAGAGUCUGUCAAGGGCAAAGGCCAGUUUUUAUAUUGUUUCACAUUAGCUUUUCUAAUAGGCGGAGAACUCAAUUAACCACUUAAAUUAAGCAAAAUUAUGCUAAAACAUCAAGUCAUUGAAACCCAAGAAUUAUGGGGUGUGGAGAUAUUUAUGAUGUAGCGUGAAUAGAAUUUAAAUGAUGAUUGAACAUUAAAUUACAAACUGUUGACUGUCAUGCUUUGCAGCUCUGUAACGUUUGUUUUUUUGUUGAGCAUUUUACACAAUCAUCGUGGACGAAACAUGUUUUCACUUCUUGCUGUUGUUAAAUUAUAUGGAAUUUGACUUUUUAUCUUGAUUUGUAAAAAUGAUUUUAAACUUUGAGGUUCAGAUCCAAACGUGUUUUUUAGGUUUGCCCAUUUGACGUCUCUAGAUUGUCCGCAUAAACAAACAUAACUUUACACAAGAAAUUACGCUCAAAGUCUACACUGAAGUGAAACUAGAAGUUGUAUGAGGGUAUACAUAGCGUGUAUAAUAUUGUAACACCAAAUAUCGCAAUUAAUCUAAAAAAAAAUUUCUUUCUCCUGUC
This is a messenger RNA of Paramuricea clavata, 3232 nucleotides long. NCBI's taxonomy places the organism in Eukaryota, Metazoa, Cnidaria, Anthozoa, Malacalcyonacea, Plexauridae. The record is from the annotation of a GenBank genome assembly.